Anthonomus grandis grandis is the source of this 834-nucleotide messenger RNA. RefSeq lists its product as uncharacterized. Gene Ontology annotation, molecular function: nucleic acid binding. Lineage: Eukaryota; Metazoa; Arthropoda; Insecta; Coleoptera; Curculionidae. The record is from RefSeq and is a predicted model, not a curated record. Bases 1 to 834 code for a protein of 277 amino acids. Gene Ontology annotation, biological process: DNA integration. The transcript has a single exon.
AUGGGUCGGCUAAGGGGUGCUAAAAUUUAUAAAGCUUAUGUAUGUCUCUUUAUCUGUACAAAUACUAAAUGUUUGCAUCUGGAGUUAUUAUCGGAUCUUACCUCAGAAGCCCUUUUGGCAGGUCUCCGUCGUUUUAUUGCACGACGAGGAAAAGUCUUAAAUCUGUAUUCCGAUUGCGGUACCAAUUUUGUUGGUAGCGAUAAAUAUCUGCGGCAAAUAUUUUCCAAUUGUGCGAAAGCUGAAGCGAUAGCGUGGCAUUUCAACCCUCCAGCUGCUCCUCACAUGGGCGGAAUUUGGGAGGCAAAUAUUAAAUCUGUAAAGUCGCAUCUAAUAAGAAUUGUUGGUACUCAAAGAUUAACGUACGAAGAAUUUAACACUGUACUUGUACAAAUAGAGGGAGUUCUUAAUUCUAGACCACUUUGUCCAAUAAGUUCUGAUCCCUCUGACCUGGCAGUACUUACGCCUGGUCAUUUUUUAACUAUGCAACCUCUUAGUGCUUUACCUGACCCUGAUUUUACGAAUCAUAAUAUAAAUCGACUUUCACGCUGGCAACUCUUACAACGCAUUCAUCGCGAUUUUUGGAAUCGUUGGCACAGAGAAUACCUGCACACUCUGCAACAAAGAGCCAAAUGGUUAGAUCCUAUCGGCGAGGUUGAAAUAGGCACCAUGGUGGUGGUAAAAAAUGAGAAUCUACAUCCAUUACAGUGGCUCCUAGGGCGGAUCGUGGAGUUGUUACCUGGGCGCGAUAAUGUACCGCGGGUUGCUGUAGUGAAAACUACUAAGGGUAAUUUUAAGAGACCAUUGGUCAAAUUGUGCCCUUUACCUUUACAAUAA